AUGCUUCACAGCAAAAUCUGGAACAAGGGGCUCGCACUCUUCUUGCAGAGAGUCCAGAAGGUCCUGACCGUCCUGCGAGUCGCGAUGCACCUCAUCCAGUCAACCAGGCCCAUGCGACCCCUGCCCGAAGUAAGCGAGCUCCAGACGCAAGGCACCUCUGCCGCUCUGCAACUUACGGCGCCUACCAAAAUUGGCACCCAGACCACCGCUUGCUUCUCCUGCUUGUUCCACCUUCAACGCGCCGAGGCCAUUCCCGUCGACCAUUUUCUCUUUUUUCCUUGCUUAUUUCGCGUGUCGUCCACGAAUACAUGGCUGGCCACCGUAAGAUUGGCUCAGCCUCUUUUCUCCUUUCCUAUUUGGCCUUGCCGCGCCGCCGCCGGACACAAGGGCCUGGUAAUCUACUCGAUUGGCCACCGUUGGCGCAGACUGCCGCCAGACGGUCGACGAAGAUGGAUCCAGGAAUGGAACAGGCAAGGAACUUACUUAAUGCCAAAUCAGAAAUGCAAAUGCUUCGCAAAAUGUACUCCUUGCGCCAAGCACCCUGGUCUCUUUUGCCGCGGAUGGAGUCGCGAGUAUACAAGAUUCCAACCCACCUUGGAGCACCGACCUACUCCAAAAUCCCACAUCAGGGAUCUUAAUGAACGGUGGCAAUACCCAACAGUUAUGGGCAUCGGACACCACGACCCGGGUCACCACCUUUCAUUCCAGACGGACCGAAGUCUAGGCAAGCGCAAUGGACCGCCGUCUACGGAUGUCAGGGAAGCACAAGCUUGGACGUCUGGACGGCGUCUAGAAGAGCAAAAUGCAACGAGACUCGAAACACGGACCAGUGGCCCCUACGGAGUACACAGCACACAGCACGCGAUGAACAACGAAUACCUGACCGGGCCUUCGUUUCCAGUCUUUUGCUCCGUUUUCUCUGUUCGUGGCUCGACGAAGACUAACAGCAAGCAAGAGUCGGCGACCGCACAGAAGUUGGAAAGUAAGAGUUGUUCAUGGUAUUCCCAGUUCUGCUUUCUCAUCCGCUUAGACCACCCCCAUCUCAAUUGUCGAGAGAUUGUCACCUACGCCUCCGAGCUCAAUGCCCUGGAGCCGUCAAUCUGCAAGCCAAACCCCGGCAUAUCAACAAUUGGAUCCUCCUCGCUGCCCGCCGCGGGCGGCGGGCGCGAGAUCUCGGCGAACGGCUUCAGUCCAGUCCAAUCGUGGCUGAGUAUGCUGAGGCUCAACUUGACAGCGCUUGCUCAACCGCCGAGAUUCUUACGGCAGCUCGAACGGGCGAUUAUCUUGAAAACUCACCAGACUUACCAACCCCCUAUUUCCCGUCUUUUGCCACUGUUCGCGAUAUCACACACCUCGGUCACCAACGUUCAGACAUGCAGCGUUUCACCUGCGCCUGCUGUCCACGUUGUUCAGACCAUGCACCCGCAAACCCUCGUCCGUCUCCACGUGCACACCUCCACUCGCUUCUCCUGCUCCGCAAUCUCGGACGAUGUUGACGACGACUACGACUACGAACCCGCACCGAGAGCUCCGUCGAGUUUGCGACAAAAGGCAAACCGAAGAAACGGAGGAACCACAAUUUGGCAGCGUCUCACAAAACAUAAACAAGCAAGCAGGCAGGCUUGCCACUUUUCUGAGCGUUUCAUCUCAUCACUGCAGCGAAGCUCUCUGAACCACUCGCUCGUCCCAACACCAACGUUUGGCGGGCAUGAAGGAUGA
This is a messenger RNA of Colletotrichum lupini, 1719 nucleotides long. RefSeq lists its product as uncharacterized. The transcript is spliced from 9 exons. The record is from RefSeq and is a predicted model, not a curated record. Bases 1 to 1719 code for a protein of 572 amino acids. NCBI's taxonomy places the organism in Eukaryota, Fungi, Ascomycota, Sordariomycetes, Glomerellales, Glomerellaceae.